Laetiporus sulphureus 93-53 is the source of this 968-nucleotide messenger RNA. RefSeq lists its product as uncharacterized. The record is from RefSeq and is a predicted model, not a curated record. The coding region runs from base 228 to 968 and encodes 246 amino acids. NCBI's taxonomy places the organism in Eukaryota, Fungi, Basidiomycota, Agaricomycetes, Polyporales, Laetiporaceae. The transcript has 7 exons.
CAUCCAUUCAGCUCAUACGGCUGAAAUGUCUUAGCUACUGCUUAUCAGAUGAAAGCUUCUCCUGCAUGGCAUCCUCAAAGAUCUUGCAUGCAAAGCUGCCUUGCAGUCGGCAGAGCCUGUCCCGUCCGUUCUCACCUUUCAUCUGAAUCGCGGCCUGGACGCCCAUCAACCUGAGAUGCCAGCAAUCCGCUCGCGGAGAAUAUCUUCGGCACCAUCGGCAAGCUGCCAUGUCAUGCACUGUCGGAAGAGGCACCAUUUGCUGGACGGUACAAUUGAUCCCACAAAUCUGGAAAAGCUGGCGUACCAAGUCUAUCGAAGGCCUCUCGGAAUACCUCCCACUCUUCUGGGGAGUAGCGAGUGCACCUCUAGGCGUGUAUGCCAUUGUGCAGGACCUUAACAUCCCAUUAAUUCUGCAACCUCAACUAUUUGGUGCUCUAUGCUUCGCUCCAUGGCUCCAGUGCCAAUACUAUGGCCGCAAGCGCUCCUUGAGAACUUGCUUAUUACUAUAUGCCGCCUGUACGAUAACGAUGGUCGGCUUCGAGUUGGGUAUGGUCUAUGCUGUGAGGCCUUCCUAUAGAAAGGGAAAUACGCGCGGAGUUGAGUUCUUCGGCAUCCUGAGCUCCAUUAUGAUCUCUCUUGCUCUUCUGCCCCAAUACUACGAGAUAUACCAACUACGGGAAGUCAUAGGAAUUUCAAUACCCUUCAUGACCAUCGACAUGCUAGGCGAGGUCUUCAGCAAUCUUUCUCUUGCAUUCAAAUCGAGUUUCGACGUUGUCGCUGGUGUUACAUAUUCCAUCGUAUUCACAUGGCUGCAGGUUAUGGACGGCUUAAUCAUUCUCCUGGCGCUCAUUUUGAAUCCUCUUGCGCGCAGACGUGCAGCCUUAAACGUUUCAAAUGGCGAGCAUGACGAGCAACCUAACUCUGCGGGCGUUGAUUUGGCAUCAUGCACUACUGCGUAUGUUCCCUGA